UUACUCCCUGCGAAUGUCACUAUUCCGAACAGCAUGGCAGCCACAAAACAAACCGAGUUCCAAAAGAAUUUCCGCCUGAUUGUGGAGAAGAUCUUCAACCACUGGCAGGAUCUCCGGCUGGCGGUGGAGCAUGGCAUGGGCGGACGCAAUGGCCAGCAGGUGGCCAUAGAAAUCAUGGACUACACCUACCAGUACUGCAUUUCGAAUGAGAACAUCACCCAGGGUGAGCUGCAGGAGGUCGUGGAGGAGCUGAUGGACCAGGAGUUCAACACCCUCUGCGACGACGACUCCAUCCCGGAGAUUUGCCGGAAUCUGCUGCGCUACAAGCUGCUGGCCCAGCAGAAUCAGUAUCCACAAAUAGAGGCGGAACUGAGUAAGCUUCCUGCGGGCAAGGAGUGGCUGCGUCCCGAUGUGAAGAUCACCUACACGCCCAUUGAGGGCGAUUCCUCCUCCGAUGAGGAUAUGGACGACAAUGACGAGGAGGAUGAUGAUGAAAUGGGUCAGGAUGACGAGGAUGCUCCCAGCAGCAGUGGCCGGAUGACCCGCUCGCAAACGCGCAAACAGCAGGCCCAGGAAUUCGUGGAGCCCGAGGACGGCUGGACCACCGUGCGAAGAAAGUGACUUUCUUUUGGAUUAUUAAAAAGCAAUCUGUUAGUUUUUUAGUUGUAA
Messenger RNA from Drosophila subpulchrella, 669 nucleotides. RefSeq names its product pre-rRNA-processing protein TSR2 homolog. The coding region runs from base 34 to 621 and encodes 195 amino acids. Gene Ontology annotation, cellular component: nucleus. Gene Ontology annotation, biological process: maturation of SSU-rRNA from tricistronic rRNA transcript (SSU-rRNA, 5.8S rRNA, LSU-rRNA). The transcript is spliced from 2 exons. NCBI's taxonomy places the organism in Eukaryota, Metazoa, Arthropoda, Insecta, Diptera, Drosophilidae. The record is from RefSeq and is a predicted model, not a curated record.